AUGGUGAAGCGCAAGGUAGACGACCGCAUCAAGACGCUGAUCGACGACAUCGCCCGCCACAAGCAUCGCGGCCUCAUCUUGCUCGUUGGUGACCGGGCCAAGGACCAGGUGGUGAAUCUCCACCUCAUGAUCUCCCGCGCCAACCACAACGCGAAGGUGAACGUCCUGUGGUGCAUGCGCGAGGACCCGGACUUCGGGUCGACUGGCAAGAAGCAGCAGGAGAAGCGGGCCCGGCUGGAGGUGAAGGGCGGCCUCUCUACAGAGGCCUCCAAGGAGGCGUUCCAGACGUUUCUGGCCCAGACAAACAUCCGAUUUUGCAAGUACAAGGAGACGCACAAGAUCCUCGGCCAGACCUUUGGGAUGGCUGUUCUGCAAGACUUCGAGGCGAUCAACCCCAACACGCUGGCCCGCACGAUGGAGACGGUGAAGGGGGGCGGCCUCAUCGUGAUCACAUUCCGCGCGAUGCGGUCGCUGCGGCAGCUCUACACGAUUGCCAUGGAUGUGCACGCGCGCUACCGCACCGAGACGCAGAGGGAUGUUGUCCCCCGCUUCAACGAGCGCUUCCUUCUUUCGCUGGCAGACUGCGACACUGCCAUGUGCGUGGACGACGACUUGAAUGUGCUCCCCAUCACACACAAGAUGAAGUCGUACGGCAAGAGUUGCAAGAGCGACGCCUACAACGCCGAUCUCGCCGUGCAGGGCCGUCUGCAGCACGAGGUGGACUUGGCGAAUGUGAAGGAGACGCUGAGGCCGAGUGAGGAUGUGGGGCCGCUCAUGCAGCUGUGCCAGACGAUGGACCAGGCCAAGACGGUGCUGUCGCUUAUGCAAACCGUCAUGGAGAAGCGGCUGGACUCAACGUGCGUCGUGACGGCAGGCCGCGGCCGCGGCAAGUCCGCCGCGCUUGGCAUGACGAUCGCGGGGGCGAUUGCGCAGGGGUACAGUAACAUCAUGUGCACCGCCCCGACGCCGGAGAAUGUGCAGACUCUCUUCGAGUUCGCGAUUCGUGGGCUGAAGGAGCUGGGGUAUCGAGAGCGAACCGACUUUGAGGCGUUGCAGGGCGUCAGCGAGGAGUUUGCCAAGUGCUUCAUCCGCAUCAACGUCUUUCGGGGGCACCGGCAGACAGUGCAGUUUGUCUCCGCGACGGACACGGCGAAGUUUGCGCAGGCAGAGCUGUGCGUGAUUGAUGAGGCGGCGGCGCUGCCGCUGACGCUGGUGAAGCGCAUAUUGGGCCCCUAUCUCGUCAUUCUGAGCUCCACCGUGUCUGGCUACGAGGGCACUGGCCGCAGCCUGUCUAUGAAGCUUGUGGCCGACAUGCGUCGCGGCAGCAGCAGCGGCGCCGCCGACGCGCGCCACCUGAAGGAGCUGUCGAUGAGCGAUCCGAUCCGUUACGGCCCGGGCGAUCCGGUGGAGAAGUGGCUGAACAAGCUGCUGUCCCUCGAUGCAACGAUGGAGAACACGCCGUUGACCACGUCGCCGCAUCCGAGCGCGUGCGAGCUGUUUUACGUCAACCGCGACGCUCUCUUCUCAUACCACCCCCUGGCAGAGGAGCUACUGCAGCGCAUCCAGUCGCUGCUCGUCGCUGCUCACUACAAGAAUCAGCCGAACGACCUGCAGCUGCUCUCCGACGCACCGGGGCACCACUUGUUUGUGCUCUGCGCCGACAGCGUUGAGUCGUCCGCCGCCUCGGCGCCGACCUCGUCGACCUCAGGGGCGGCACGCCAGCAAGUGCCGGACAUCUUCUGCGUUAUCCACGCCUGCGAGGAGGGCCAAGUGAGUGCGCAGAGCAUCAAGAGCCAUCUGAGCCACGGCCUUCGCCCAUCGGGUGACUUGAUUCCCUACACCCUGUCCCAGUACUACCUGGAAGAGGGCUUCGCAAAACUGGCAGGGCUGCGCAUCGUGCGAAUUGCCACGAACCCGGCGCUGCCUCGGGCCGGCUACGGCUCCCGUGCCCUCUCCUUGCUGCACCAGUACUACAGCGGGUCCAUCUCGCUGACAGCGGCCGAGCCCAAAACGGCAAUAGCGACGCACAGGCGCGGCGACUCCGAGGCUGACGCGCGUGAGCAGGCUGGCAAGGAGCACGAGGGCGACGACGACGAGUCCUCUGCGCCAACCGCGAUGCUUGCGCCGCGCUCGCACAUCACAAAUCUUCUUACGCCCCUGGUCGACCGCCCUUACGAGCUCGUCGACUACCUCGGCGUCAGCUUCGGCCUCACGACGGAGCUACUCAACUUCUGGAAGAAGGCGUCGUACAUUCCCUUGUACGUGCGCCAAGCCCCGAAUGAACUGACGGGCGAGCACAGCUGCGUCAUGGUGCGGCCGAUGGGCUUCGACUUGCGCCCGCUGCAGCGCGAGUUUCAGCACCGUCUGCUCCCUCUCUUGGCGAUGCCGUUCCGCCACUUGCCGACGGAACUCGCGCUGAGCCUCGUGGGCGACUUUGAAGCGCACGACCCACACAAGCUGAGUGCGGCGACGGACUUGUCAGAGGUCGACCACCACGUUGUGCGCGUGGACGGCGUUGUGCAGGCAACGACCGACGAUAUUGCAGCCACAUUCACUGCCGGCGAUGUGCAGCGCCUGCGUCUUGUGUCGACCACGUUCAUCGAGGGGGGAAACGUGCUCGACUUGGUUCCGACGCUGGCAAAGUUGUACUUUGGGAAGCGACUCUUCCGUUGCCCGGAUGGCACCGACGGCGUGGUGCUCUCCCACGCGCAGGCGGCCGUGCUGCUGGCGGUGGGUCUGCAGUGUCAAACAACUGAGGAGCUCGCAGCUCAGGCGGCUUUCACUGGGGUGUCGACGCAGCAGCUGCGCGGGCUUUUCCUGAAGGCCCUCUCCCGCCUCUCGGAGCACCUCGUCGCCCUGCAGAAGAUCCCCCAAAGGGCGCAGAGGGAUGGCCACAACGCCGGCGUCGUGGCGGGCAAGCGCGCGCGGUCGCUGUCGGACGGCGCGGUCGGCGACAGCGCCGCCGAUGAAGACGUCGAGGAUGCGGAGGAGGUCUACGACAGUCACGGCAACUUGAAGGGGCUGAAAGUGGCACGCAAAGUCAAGGUGCAGGUGUGCACGGACAGGACACUACUGCGGGACGCGUCGUUGUCCGUCUCGGGCAACGCGUCGGCUGCGUCUACGGGUCGGGACAGUCUACAGGAUGUCUUCUACCGCCCAACGAAGAAGGCAUCCAAGCGUCGCUGA
Molecule: messenger RNA, 3186 nt
Organism: Leishmania major strain Friedlin
Lineage: Eukaryota; Euglenozoa; Kinetoplastea; Trypanosomatida; Trypanosomatidae
Exons: 1
Coding region: 1-3186 (1061 amino acids)
Biological process (GO): rRNA acetylation involved in maturation of SSU-rRNA
Cellular component (GO): nucleolus; 90S preribosome
Molecular function (GO): tRNA binding; ATP binding; 18S rRNA cytidine N-acetyltransferase activity
Source: RefSeq, a predicted model, not a curated record